Mucor velutinosus is the source of this 1695-nucleotide messenger RNA. Its product is annotated as Protein phosphatase PP2A regulatory subunit B. Gene Ontology annotation, cellular component: MUB1-RAD6-UBR2 ubiquitin ligase complex. The coding region runs from base 1 to 1695 and encodes 564 amino acids. Gene Ontology annotation, biological process: ubiquitin-dependent protein catabolic process; establishment or maintenance of cell polarity. The transcript is spliced from 3 exons. Lineage: Eukaryota; Fungi; Mucoromycota; Mucoromycetes; Mucorales; Mucoraceae. The record is from RefSeq and is a predicted model, not a curated record.
AUGAGAGAGCCUAACCUUUGUUUCCCUUCUCAAAGUAGAGCAGCCGUAUGUAUUACAUCUGCCCUUUACGAUAGAAGAGCUUUGGAUUGUACUGCGACUUUGCCUCUUGUUAAUUCGCUAACUCAUUUAGCCUAUUUAACUUCAACCUCACCACGUAUAAGAGAGAUUUUGUGUUUGGAUGGUGGAUUGGAGAAGCUGGUUCGCAUUCUCUCUCAAACGUCAAGCAGAUCAGAUAGGCUUACUCUAUGGAAAUGGACGCUUGCAUUUCAAUCUAUCGUCAAUGUGGGUGUAAGGGGCACUGAGCAAAUAAGAACAAAGGUAGUCGAUACUGGUGUAAUCCCGUUCGUAUUGACUAUACUCGGCAACUUUACAAAGUCCUAUGAGAUCAUCAAUGGAAAGAAAGAGAUGAAACGAGAUCCCAUUUCUUCGCCAUCUACAUCUACUGGUAUCUUGUCCAAAGGCUUAUUAGACACGACUCCAUUAUCUUCUACUUCUACAUCCUCAUCAUCAACUGCAUCUCAACAACAAUCGUCACCCGCUUCCAAUGCAUCCAUUGCGAAACUGCCCUCAGUAACACCAGCCAAAUCAGCUUUGCGUCGAUCCACAUUUCCCUACGUUAAAGUCGACCCCGCCCAGAGACGUUAUAGACGCAUUCACAAGGAAAGACAAGAUCCCAAGUUCCCAGAAUUGGAAAACGUAUUCCACCGAGAAGAAGAUGUCUUGUUAUGUCUGCAACUGUUGGCUUAUCUCUCAAAAUACCCUCAUAUUCGUGACUUAUUCAACACUGCUUACAACAAAAAUGUGUUCAGCGUAGUAGAGAAAUUCUGCCAUCGCAUUCAUCCUGGACCUAUACAAUAUUGGGCUGGAGUCAUUAUGCGAAAUGCAUGCCGUAAAGAUGAAACACGCGGCGGUAUUAGACGUUGUGCCAAUAUGUCUUGUGGCAAAUGGGAAUCUCAACCUCGUGAGUUUGCCAAAUGUAGAAGAUGUAGAAAGGCAAAAUAUUGUUCAAAGGCUUGCCAAUCCAAGGCUUGGGCUGACGGACAUCGUUGGUGGUGUGUAGAGAGACAUUCAUCCAUCGUCCGAGAUUCCAAUGCUACUGCUGCUAUCCCAACUGUAACUGCUGCUACACCUGCUACUAAUGCUACAACAAUCACAGCUGCUACUACUACGACUACCACCGCCACAUCUCAUACUCGAUCCAACACUUCUCCAUCCAUGACCACCAACAUGACAUCAGCAACAAGUUCUGUAGCAGCUUCCUCAAGUUCCAUUACUGCUUCAACUGCUAAUACAGCUCAGACUGCUGAUGGAUUGAAUGCAUCUGUAACAGCAGCAUCCACAGCUACCGCUUCUCCUGCCGCUACAUCGACUUUUACUACUACUAGAGUUUUCCAUCAUCCAGGUGGUCAAAAUCACCAUACCUUUGAUGUUGUAAUUGGGUUAGCCCGUAACAAUACAAGACAUCAACGUCAACCAUCUCAACAGGGCCAAAUUUUGCCACAAGCAGCACAGCGACAAGAACAACAGCAAGAGCCAAGUACUGAAAACGUCUUGCCUUCUCAUUCAUCUUUUAGACAUCGCAACAGCAGUAGUGGUAUUUCUAAUAUGACACUUAUUGAGCAAGGCACAGACAAUGCCGAAGGGUCAGAAACCACCACUAUGCUAAUGGAUAUGGGCGUGCAUAUGGAACUAUGA